UUUGCCAGCUGGGAACUGCUGCCUUGUCUGUAUGGAAAACCGUGGUGUCAUACAGUUCUCUCAAGAACAAAACUCAUGACUAAGUUGAUCAAAAGGAGGAAGGCCGAGGAAGUUUUUGCCAUAUUUGAAGGCUUGAUGGAAGAGGGACACAAACCAACUCUUGUGACAUAUACUACACUAUUAGCUGCCCUUACUGCCCAAAAGAAGAUCAAAUCUAUUCCUUCUCUCAUCUCUAUGGUGGAAGAGAAAGGAAUGAAACCAGACUCGAUUUUCUUCAAUGCUGCUAUCAAUGCUUAUUGUGAAGCAGCUGACAUGAAAGGAGCAAUAAAAAUAUUUUACCGGAUGAAGCAAAAUGGCUGUAACCCCACUAUAAGUACUUUCAAUACAUUGAUGAAAGGAUAUGGCCUUGUAAUGUCUGAAGAGGGGAAUGUCAAACCUAAUGAUAUGACUUACAAUAUUCUAGUUCGAGCAUGGUGCAACAAGAACAUAAAUGAAGCAUGGAAUGUAGUGUAUAAAAUGGUGGCCUCGGGUUUACAGCCUGAUGUUGUCACCUACAAUACAUUAGCAAGGGCUUAUGCACAGAGUGGAGAGACUAAUAAAGCUGAGGCAAUUAUACAUGAAAUGCAAAAGAAUAAAACUGAGCCUAACGAACGGACAUGUGGCAUCAUCAUUAGUGGAUAUUGCACUGAAGGAAACAUGGUUGAUGCGUUACGUUUUCUGUAUCGGAUGAAGGAUCUGGGAGUGCUCCCAAAUCUUGUUGUGUUUAACACGCUUAUCAAAGGAUUUUUAGACACUAUGGACACUGAUGGUGUUGAUGAGGCGUUGACUUUGAUGGAAGAGUUUGGGAUCAAGCCAGAUGUGGUAACAUUUAGCACAAUAAUGAAUGCAUGGAGCUCAGCAGGACUAAUGACAAAAUGCAAGGACAUGUUUAAUGACAUGGCAAAGGCUGGUGUAAAACCUGAUAUCCACGCGUUCAGCAUUCUUGCAAAAGGUUAUGUUCGUGCAGGUGAACCUGAUAAAGCCGAAACUCUCCUGAUGUCCAUGGCUGAAUCGGGUGUUCAUCCAAAUGUUGUAAUAUUCACUACUGUUAUCAGUGGUUGGUGCAGUGUAGGAAAGAUGGAAUAUGCAAUGCGAGUGUUUGAGAAGAUGAAUGAGAUGGGGGUUUCCCCUAAUCUGAAAACAUAUGAAACUUUGAUAUGGGGUUUCGGGGAAGCUAAACAGCCCUGGAAAGCAGAAGAAUUGCUUCAGAACAUGGAAGAAAUGGGUAUAUUUCCUGAAGACAGCACUAUCCGGCUUGUUGCAGAUGCUUGGCGUUCCAUUGGUUUGAUAAAUGAAGCCCAAAGAGUGAUGAGUUUCAUAAACAAGACUAUAUUUAACAGAAAAGGCUCAAGGAGCUGAGAAGUCUGUUGAACGUUCA
Messenger RNA from Beta vulgaris subsp. vulgaris (sugar beet), 1417 nucleotides. RefSeq names its product pentatricopeptide repeat-containing protein At5g21222. The record is from RefSeq and is a predicted model, not a curated record. Gene Ontology annotation, molecular function: protein binding. Lineage: Eukaryota; Viridiplantae; Streptophyta; Magnoliopsida; Caryophyllales; Amaranthaceae.